AUGGUCCCUAGAGAUCCCGGCAAGCCGGUGCCGCAGACCGAACCUUCAAAGGGAAAAUCAAGGAGACACCGCACAUCGGUCGUCGACAAGGAACAGCCUGCUUCGUCGACCUCGCGCUCUUGUUCAUUGCAGUCGAGGCAGUCACUUGACAUAAUGCCUGAUGCGCCCGCUCGGAUGCGCCACCCGGACCCUGCGCACGGAGCUCAAGCCAGGCCUCCCACCACUGAAAGCAGCGGCACCGCCGCCGCCCUUGCAGCGGCUGGAAAAAUCAGUGUCUCAACCUCGAAGCCUAACGACAAACCCGUUGAGGCUGACCCUGGAGUCGUUUCACAAUCGGAGAAACCGGUGGACCAGCAGGUCCAAGUGGUACCGACUUUAAAGUACCGGCAGAGCCAACCAGAAACGCUCUCUGUGAAAAACCUGCACACGAAGCAGUCUACAGGUGCGUUAUCAGCCGGCUCCGAUGCUGCUCUUGCAGCGCAUACCAGGGACAGCAGCAGGUUUUACAGCGUCACCGCCUUAUUCCUAUUGGUCGCGGCCAUCGUCGUGGGAGGCCUGUUCGCGGUGAUCUUCUUGUUUACUAAGUGGGAGAGCCAGGUGCUGCUCCAGGUUCCGGGCCUGGGCAGGUUCCGCGGCUUCGUCCUCGUGAUCGAGAACCAGCCGGUGUACGUGUUUCGAGGGGUUCGCUUCGGUCAGGACACGUCAGGGGAGAAGCGGUUCGACAGGCCCGCCGCUUGGACCGAGAACAGAAACGUGGUCACAGACGCGAGGCUGUCCAAACCGGGCUGCGUGCAGGAACCGCUGAAGGAGAAGGACAAAUCCAUCGAGCUCAACAACGACACAACCGAGGACUGUUUGCACCUGAACGUGUGGACACCAUGUACGGAGGCCUCGGAGCCCGGCUGCCGCAGGACGGUCGUGGUUUUCCUCUCAUCGCAGGGUUUCCAACAGGGCAACAACAACCACUAUGACGGCCGCUGGUUCGCCGCUCUCGGCCAGGUGGUCGUGGUGGUGCCGAAUUUCAGGCUGGGUGCCUUCGGCUUCCUCGACCUUGGCGUUCCCGGCGCCCCGGGAAACGUGGCGCUGGACGACCAGCGUCUGGCGCUGGAGUGGGUGGUGUCGCACAUUGGUAGCUUCGGUGGCAACGCCAGUGACAUCGUCCUCAUGGGCAGUGCCGCCGGUGCGUGGUCGGUGGGUGCUCACAUCACUGGCGAUGAUCCGUUCUGGCGUCACGAACGAUUCGCCAAGGUCAUCCUUCACAGCGAGUCGCCGUUUAGGAGAUACUACGCCAACACCAUCCGCCAGGUGACGCAGCUGUUGAGGUGCCCGGUGGAAGACCGUCUGUCGCAGCUGUCCUGUCUUCGCAACGCUUCGGCGCGCGACGUAGUGCGCGUGACGAGCUCGUGGGACUGCCGCCAGGGCCCCUCCACGACGCGCGCGCCGGAGUCAGCGGCGCGCGUCGUCGGCCGUCGCUUUCUCGUGGGCGUAGUCUCGGACGAAGGGUCCCACUUAGCUGACUCGUUGCGCAGGCUGCCGUCGCGCGAACAGAACUUGCGCUGGAUGGCUAGCGAGUUCCUGCGCACCGUGUUCCGCAUAAAGCUCAGCGCCGAGCUCGCGGACGCCUACCGCAGCUCCGUCACGACCGAAGGAGGCGAUGCUUCCGGAGAUGGUUCGUCGGUCAGCCAGCUCCUGGGCGACGUGCUCCACGUGUGCCCACUCGUGCGACUGGCGCUAGAGCUUGCAGCCGAGCACAGGAAUAUGGUGUGGGGCUUUCUGUUCGACCACCGCGCCAGCUUCGCACCACCGUACGAUGGGACGGGCGCACCGCGGUUCUCCGAGCUCGACUUCGUGUUCGGCCGCGUCUUCGAUGGCUCCGUCGGACCUGCCAGUUUGGAUGAGCAGCGAAUGGCUAGGCAGCUCAUCGAACUUUGGGCCGGAUUUGCCAAGAGAGGUUCGUUGCCCAGGGUCAACCAGAACACCUGGCCUUCCUACACCGAUGGCAGGGCGGUCCACGUGCGCAUCACCCAGCAGGGGCUGGAAGAAAUGUGGGACUUCAAGAAGAACAACUGUUCCAUUGUGGCCAGCUACGUUCCGUACGCUGCCGACGAUACUGCAGCGCGGAGGAAAAAGAACACGACCGCGUGA
Molecule: messenger RNA, 2145 nt
Organism: Dermacentor silvarum
Lineage: Eukaryota; Metazoa; Arthropoda; Arachnida; Ixodida; Ixodidae
Product: acetylcholinesterase
Exons: 1
Coding region: 1-2145 (714 amino acids)
Biological process (GO): choline metabolic process; acetylcholine catabolic process
Cellular component (GO): plasma membrane
Molecular function (GO): acetylcholinesterase activity
Source: RefSeq, a predicted model, not a curated record